Fonsecaea pedrosoi CBS 271.37 is the source of this 1764-nucleotide messenger RNA. RefSeq lists its product as uncharacterized. Gene Ontology annotation, biological process: regulation of DNA-templated transcription. Lineage: Eukaryota; Fungi; Ascomycota; Eurotiomycetes; Chaetothyriales; Herpotrichiellaceae. Gene Ontology annotation, molecular function: DNA-binding transcription factor activity, RNA polymerase II-specific; zinc ion binding. The record is from RefSeq and is a predicted model, not a curated record. Bases 1 to 1764 code for a protein of 587 amino acids. The transcript is spliced from 3 exons.
AUGAAGACAUAUGCUGCAGCCCUUGCCUUUGCGACUCUUGCACUAUCGCAAAGGACAGAUCUCCACGGCUGCGUUGGCGUAUGGUUCGUUGACACAGGAUUCGAAGACGGCGCCUGUUGCGUCGGAGGCACCCUCUCUGCGCCUUACCUCUCCACCUGUCCUGGCUGGCCUAUUUGUUCCGGGCCCGCGACAACCACGACCACAUCGCAGCCAUUAAGCUGUGCCACCGUCAUCGCCAGCGACGACAAUUACUCGAGCAACCUUGCUGCCGCAACGAGCAGCCUCGCUGCGAGCGGGACACAUUUUCAGACAACAUUGACUGCUGGUGGAACGGCUACGGGAGGACCCUCUUCGACGGCGUCCUCGGGAUCUGCCUCGUCGGACAGUGUGACUGGGACGACGGGCGUGGCUUCGGCGUCGCCGACAGGAAAUAGCGGGUCGACAAAGUCGAUGGCUGGUGCUGGAGUGACGCAGUGCGAUUUGCAGCGUCCGAAAUGUACACGUUGUCGGAAAGCCCGAAUACCUUGUAUCGGGGCUGGCGAGCAGAGGUACAAGUUUAUCAACCGUAGCCAGCAUCCACGAGAAUCUUGUCUUGCUCCGGUGGAAGGACUGCCACAAUCGUCCCGACCUUUUCCUCCCACCUUCGACUUCAGUGUCCCUCCGAGCAGUGAAAGUAGCAUUCUAGCACAGUCGUUGGUCGCGCUUCUAGCACUAAAGGACCUUCGAUACAGCAUCACGCAGCUAUGGGGACCAUUCCUCGCAGAUCUUCCCCGCCGCAUGGGAUGUAAUGAGGCCCUGGACGCCGCCACUGCCACGGUACUCGGGCUCCACGACGCCGAAACCAGAUUCGUCCGUGACAGCGCAACGCUCCGGCCGGUAUUACGACAGUAUGUUCGGGCGAUCAACGCCGUCCGUUCAAUCCUGGAUGACCCCGUCCGGGCGCAAGAGGUCGAGACGCUUUGUGCAGUCUUCCUGUUGGCCAAGACAUCAUGCUAUUUCCCAGGCCCGAUCAGCAACUUUAUCUCACCACAUGGCACGGGAGCAGUCGAAUUGCUGAAGCUGCGCGGAUUCUGUCGUGACCAGGAGCCUUUCGAAUCGAUGCUGUAUGGCAAUCUACGAUUCCAGGUCGCCCAGGAGAUGUUAUUUGACCCAGAUCCGAAAUUAAGUCGCGAUCAGUGGAAGAUGUUUGAGGCGUCCUGCCCAAACAAUCAGUUUUCGGACCAUCUUCUACGGUGCACGGUUAGGGUCGGGCGAUUCCUCACAGAAUUCAGAAGUACCGCACGGGGAAGUAUCGAGGAAGUGGCUGCGUAUUACCGAGUGACGCAGUUUCAGGAGGAAGUGGAACAAAUCACCCUUGGAAUGCAGCGAGAAGUCACUGUUAGUACCCAUGGCGGCACCGAAGAGCUGGCGCUAAAGCAGAAGUACUAUAACCGUGGACUCGUCAUCACUGCGGUGCUUUUGUGUGUUCAGCGUGCCCUGGCGCCGAAGGAGUCUCGCUUUGAUCACGAGAUCGACCUCCUUUGCUCCCGAGUAUACCAGCUAGCAGAGGAUGCUAGGGCGUAUCUCCCUCUGGGGGGCAAUUGGAUGCUCAUCGGCCUCAUGGUCAUCUGGUGUGCCGCCAAAGGCACGGCGCAUCAAUCGAGGAUUGAAAAUCUCGUUGACGGAUGGCGCAGGGACACCUUACCUGAAGAGCAUGCCAGAGUGCCCCGUGCACAGCUGGAGGAGAUGUACCAACGGCUGAGCUUCGAGGAGAGGCAGGCAUAG